Saccharomyces paradoxus is the source of this 2214-nucleotide messenger RNA. It is a transcript of the gene SUV3, whose product is annotated as ATP-dependent RNA helicase SUV3. Gene Ontology annotation, cellular component: mitochondrial degradosome. Gene Ontology annotation, biological process: RNA catabolic process; mitochondrial RNA 3'-end processing. The record is from RefSeq and is a predicted model, not a curated record. The transcript has a single exon. Gene Ontology annotation, molecular function: hydrolase activity, acting on acid anhydrides; RNA helicase activity; ATP binding. NCBI's taxonomy places the organism in Eukaryota, Fungi, Ascomycota, Saccharomycetes, Saccharomycetales, Saccharomycetaceae. Bases 1 to 2214 code for a protein of 737 amino acids.
AUGACGCUUGUCAAAUACAGCACGAUUGCUUUCCCACUCCGAUCAUUUCGGCUGUUUAUAUUCGUCAAGAAGGCACUUUACCACAACGAGCCGCAUAGUAUUGACCCUUUUCAUGAUAAAAAUUGGAUUGUCAAAAGACCUAAAUUCCUCAAUUUACCCAAAAAUGAACAUUCAAAAUUAGAUAUAUUCCAGUUUAAUUUCAAUAAGUCCAAAAGCAAUAAUGUGUAUCUACGGGAUCCAUUAUUCAGAGAUAACCUUGACAAAGCGAUGCAAAUUAUCUAUAACGAAAAAUUGUCGUCCUUGGAUGCCAAACAAGUACCAAUAAAGAAUCUUGCUUGGUUAAAAUUAAGGGAUUCUAUAUACCAACAACUUGAAGAUCCGAAGCAGCAAACCAAAAAUUAUGUACCUUCGAUAAGCGAGAUUAUACAUCCUUCAUCUCCAGGUAAUUUAAUUUCACUGCUGAUAAAUUGCAAUAAAAUCGGCAAUUCAGUCUGGAAAUCUAUUUUAAAAAAUGGCCAAAGCAACAAUAUAAGCACACUAGAUAAAUUUAUUCACGUCCUCCAACAGACCUUCGACCAUAUGUACGAGCAGGAGAUACUACCUAUGAUGACAAAUACUGAUGAUACAGAUGGUGCUCACAACGUCGACAUAACGAAUCCAGCGGAAUGGUUUUCAGAGGCAAGGAAGAUUAGAAGGCAUAUAAUCAUGCAUAUUGGGCCCACGAAUUCAGGCAAGACCUAUAGAGCGUUACAGAAAUUGAAAUCCGUGGACCGCGGAUACUACGCAGGGCCGCUAAGAUUACUAGCAAGGGAAGUAUAUGAUAGGUUUCAGAGUGAAAAGGUCAGGUGCAAUUUGCUGACUGGGGAGGAAGUUAUUCGUGACUUGGACGAUAAAGGAAAUCCGGCAGGACUAACAUCAGGUACAGUAGAAAUGGUGCCAAUAAAUCAAAAAUUUGAUGUUGUUGUUCUUGAUGAGAUUCAAAUGAUGUCUGAUGCGGAUCGUGGCUGGGCUUGGACAAAUGCACUGUUGGGUGUAGUUUCCAAAGAGGUCCAUCUUUGUGGUGAGAAGAGUGUUCUGCCUCUGGUUAAAAGCAUAGUUAAAAUGACUGGUGAUAAACUAACAAUCAAUGAAUAUGAGAGAUUAGGGAAGUUAAGUGUUGAAGACAAACCUGUCAAAGAUGGCAUCAAGGGUUUACGCAAGGGAGAUUGCGUAGUUGCAUUUUCUAAGAAGAAAAUAUUGGAUCUCAAACUAAAGAUAGAGAAGGACACCAACUUGAAAGUUGCCGUAAUUUAUGGUUCUUUACCUCCCGAAACACGUGUUCAACAAGCUGCCCUAUUUAACAAUGGAGAAUAUGAUAUAAUGGUAGCAUCAGAUGCUAUCGGUAUGGGUUUGAAUCUGUCUAUUGACAGAGUUGUAUUUACAACAAACAUGAAAUAUAAUGGUGAAGAACUAAUGGAAAUGACUUCUUCUCAAAUCAAACAAAUAGGCGGUCGCGCAGGAAGAUUCAAAUCCAAGUCUACCUCCGGAGGUGUUCCUCAAGGUUUAAUCACUAGUUUCGAAUCAAAGGUUUUGAAAAGUGUAAGAAAAGCUAUAGAGUCACCCAUUGAAUAUUUAAAAACCGCAGUUACAUGGCCUACAGAUGAAAUAUGUGCUCAAUUAAUGACGCAAUUUCCACCAGGUACGCCGACCAGUGACCUCUUACAAACUAUUUCAGAUGAGCUAGAGAGAAGUUCCGACAACUUGUUCACGUUAUCUGAUUUAAAGAGCAAACUGAAAGUUAUCGGCCUAUUCGAGCACAUGGAAGAUAUUCCAUUUUUCGACAAGCUGAAACUAAGUAAUGCGCCCGUAAAGGACAUGCCUAUGGUCACAAAGGCGUUCACCAAGUUCUGUGAGACGAUAGCAAAAAGGCACACAAGAGGACUAUUGUCGUACCGAUUACCCUUUAACCUACUGGACUACAAUUGUAUACCUAAUGAGAGUUAUUCACUAGAGGUUUAUGAAUCAUUGUACAAUAUUAUUACACUAUACUUCUGGCUCAGUAACAGGUACCCAAACUAUUUCAUCGACAUGGAAUCUGCCAAAGAUUUGAAGUAUUUCUGUGAAAUGAUUAUUUUCGAGAAACUUGAUCGAUUGAAGAAGAAUCCUUACGCACAUAAGCCCUUUGGCUCCACAAGGGGCCAGUUCCCAUCUUCGAGAGGAAGAUUGCGUACAUAA